UAUAUCCCUGCUGGCUGUUUCAUUUCAGUUACAUUCUGACGGAGAGAGAGAGAGAGAGAGAGAGUUUUGAGUUUAGAUAAAAAGUUUUAUUAACAGGAAAAACAGACAAAUUGGAGUUACAUAGGAUUAUAAGGCUGGCGGAUUGGUCUGUCUGUCCAAUCAACUGAGCAACAGAUCACUAUGGCCAGCGUCCGAAAUGAACGCAAGAACCAUGAAGUGUACAAGAUCCACAUGGCCACCGCCCAUGAUUGGGAGGAUGAGAAAAGGAAAGGGAAGAAAAUCUCUGAUGAUGGAACCAUGACAUUCUUUUGGCGGGCCCAUACGUUGACCACACUCUUCAUAUUCAGUUUUAUACUGGUCUAUGUAUCGGUCUUUGAAGAAACCUCACCAAACACCAAUUUCAAUAUCAAGAGGGGCAUUGUAGCUGCAGUUUUCACCUUCUUGUUAUUUGGUGUCACACAAACGCCUGAUGGGCCAUUUAGGAGACCACAUCCUGCAUUCUGGCGCCUUGUACUGUGCACGAGUAUAGUUUAUGAACUGAGUCUUGUCUUCCUGCUGUUCCAGACUGUCCAUGAUGCCAGGCAGUUGAUGACACACCUGGAUCCGAACCUAGGAUCUCCUCUUCCAGAGAAGGAUUACGGCGGCAACUGUUAUAUCUUUGAUUCCAACCAUUCAGACCCAUUCCAUAACUUGAAGGACAAGAUGGAUGGUUUCGUAGUAACACACUUCCUUGGAUGGUGGCUUAAGACACUGAUAUUAAGAGACUGGUGGCUAUGUACAGUGUUGAGUAUCAUGUUUGAGGUUUUGGAAUACACUCUGGAACAUCAACUACCCAACUUCAGUGAGUGCUGGUGGGACCAUUGGAUUAUGGAUGUCCUGGUGUGUAAUGGUUUAGGGAUAUACCUUGGCCUGCAGACCCUCCGCUAUUUGUCCCUCAAGCAGUAUCAUUGGAGAGGCAUGUGGAACAUACCCACCUACAGUGGCAAGCUGAGACGCGUGGCUGCCCAAUUUACCCCAUACAGUUGGACAGACUAUGAGUGGACACCGACCAGCAGCCUUAAGCGGUGGAUGGCCAUGCUUGGCGUUAUUGCAAUAUUCCUGCUAGCAGAGUUGAACACCUUCUAUUUGAAGUUUGUGCUUUGGAUACCCCCAGAACACUACUUGUGUCUGGGUCGGUUGACCCUCUUCCUUGUGAUGGGUGCUGUUGCUAUGAGGGAGGUAUUCCAGUACCUUGAUGACCCUAUCAGCGGUAAGCGAGAGGAAAAUACGCAACUAAAACAGCCAUCUUCCACCUGCGCAAGAGAGAAUUAUGGGAUAUUGACAUCCGGGUCUCUUUCUUUCCCACUCUACUCCUCAACAUGGGUCGUAUGCACUGUCCAGGAAAGGGUAUAUCCCAAUCAGCGCUACCAUACCGUCGCUCAGUGCCAACAUGGUUGAAACUGUCAUCAGAUGAUGUUAAGGAACAGAU
This is a messenger RNA of Octopus bimaculoides (California two-spot octopus), 1468 nucleotides long. RefSeq names its product phosphatidylserine synthase 2. NCBI's taxonomy places the organism in Eukaryota, Metazoa, Mollusca, Cephalopoda, Octopoda, Octopodidae. Gene Ontology annotation, biological process: phosphatidylserine biosynthetic process. The record is from RefSeq and is a predicted model, not a curated record. Gene Ontology annotation, molecular function: L-serine-phosphatidylethanolamine phosphatidyltransferase activity.